This is a messenger RNA of Amphibalanus amphitrite, 4720 nucleotides long. Its product is annotated as cell surface glycoprotein 1-like. The transcript is spliced from 5 exons. Gene Ontology annotation, molecular function: serine-type endopeptidase activity. NCBI's taxonomy places the organism in Eukaryota, Metazoa, Arthropoda, Thecostraca, Balanomorpha, Balanidae. The record is from RefSeq and is a predicted model, not a curated record. The coding region runs from base 139 to 4281 and encodes 1380 amino acids. Gene Ontology annotation, biological process: proteolysis.
CGCGGUGACAGCGGGCGGUGAGAGGUGAACGUCGGACGUGUGAAAAGUAACCGUCGGACGUGUGAAGAGUAAACAUAGGACGUGUGAGAAGUGAACAUAGGACGUGUGUGAGGCACAGGCGGGUGACGAGGCGCCACCAUGGUGCCAGCAUGCGGACUGCCGCUGACCUGCGCGGUACUGCUGGCGGCUGCAGUGACGGCGCGGGCGGCGCGUCCCAAACCGGAGCCGUAUCUGGACUGGCUGACUCUGCACCGGACCGAUCCCGGCGAGCCCGAACGGCGCAUCCUGGUGACGGUGGUGCCCGACCCGCAGCACGACUACGUGCGUCACCCAGUGCCCGGCUCGCCGUGGUCGCCGGCGCCGAUCGGCACCGGGCCGCCGCUGCAGCCCGGGGAGCUGGCUGAGAGCGAGCCGUCCGACCAGCCGGUUCCGCAGCUGCUGUCCACGCAGCGGCCGCCGCGGCCGGACUCGGAACUCCGUCAGCAGACCCCGGCACUGGAGCCGGCCGGCGACCCCCGCCAGCAGACCCCGGCACUACAGCCGGACUCUGAACUCCGUCAGCAGACACCGGCACUACAGCCGAACUCUGAACUCCGCCAGCAGACACCGGCACUACAGCCGGACUCUGAUCCGCUCCAGCAGACCUCGGCACUGCAGCCGGCCGAGGAGUCUGGCCAGCCGGAGUGGACGCGGGACCUGCCAGCCGAGUGGACCGACCGCUACCCGGUGGCCAGCGCCUACAUGGACAGCUACCAGAGCUACACCUCGGAGCCGAGCCGGUCCCUGUCGCAGACGGAGGGCCCGGCGGGAGGGCCUCAGCUAUAUUCAGCAGAGGAGUGGCAGGACGGCAGCGCGUCCAACUGGCUCACCCAUCACCUUCCCGUGUCCCGGCCGGUCGUAACUGCCGAUACAGACUCCCACCAGAUAUCUCCCAGCGAGCCGCCUCAGUCUAGAGGACAGUCUCUAACCGACCAGCUACACCAGGCGCAGCACCCCUGGUCACAGCACAUGCCGCCUGCCUGGCUUCAGAGCCCACUGUUCGAUUCUGAAAUCGAAUGGCCCCUUGAGGCCAAUACAUUUGAACCGGACGACCUCGAACAGCAGGCUGAGCGGCUUCAGGAGGAACAGGCACAGGAGCGAGAGAAGGAACAGGAAGAGGAGGGAUGGCCAGAGGAGCAACAGAAGUCGCAUUACGACCAACAGGAACGCAAACAACCGGAACAGCAACAGAAGGGGCAGCGAGAGGAACUUCGGGAUAAAGACGAGAAACAACACGCAGAUGGUGAACAAGACAGGACACACUACGAUUGGUAUAUUGAUGAAGACAAGGAAGAAACUGAAUAUCAAAACAUGGAAUAUGCGGAAGAAGAACAAGAAGAGGAUGAACAAACAUCAGACGCGAGCCAUUCCUACGAAACAAAAGAACAGGACUAUCAAGAAGAAAUACGACAUGACGAACAGUCAAGCGCGACAGAUGACCAGCGUGAUCAGAUAAGAGAACCAGGAAAUGGACAAAUCGAGGAGCAGCCAGAUGAUGAACAACUCAAUCAACCACAGGAAGGUCAGGAUGCCGAGAUGCCGUACCACCCGCCUCCGCCACCGCCACCACCAAAGUUCCCAGCGCCGGUGUGGUUGCAGCAGGCUGGAAUAACGUCCCACGAUCUCCUGCUGGAAGGUGAGCGUUAUCCAGAGCCAGCCAUGAUCAGCGCUCCACAGCCAAUCAGUUAUCUACAGACCACCGUGUCAAGCAUUCCAGAGACAACCACACCAAUGAAAUCAGAGCCAGACAAUUCUCCAGAGGCGACAACAACAUUCAGGUCAAAGACAACUACACCUAACAGUUCGGACACAAUCAUUUUUCAAGAGCCAGCCAUACCAGAUAAUCUGGAAACAACUACAGCCAGCAGUUUAGAGUCAAUCAGUUCUCAGGAUCCAACCACGUCCACCAGUCCGAAGCCAGCUGUAAAGCCGAAGCCAGCUGCGCCCCGCAGUGAGGACACACCCGCGACGGGAAGUCCGGAAACAAUCACGCCCACCGGCCCAAAGGCCACUGUGCUGGGAAGCCCGGAGCCAACCGUUCCCACCAGUCCACAGCAAACUCUGAUCAGCACCCCGGAGCCCACUAUAGCCAUCAGCCAGGAGCCAGCCGCACCAAGCAGUUCAAACCCUACAGCUACCAGCGCUCACAAGUCAAAUUCUACCAAUGAUCUGGAGUCAAACCCCACAAGCACCACGGAGUUACUCGCCACCAGCAGUACAGAGUCAACCGCCGCCAGUGAUACGAAGUCAAGCCUCAACAGCAGCUCAGAGUCCAAUUCUACCAGCACCCCGGAGUCCCUCGCGCCCAGUCCGACCCGCCGCCCGGACCGCCGGCCCGGGUCGCUGCUGUCGCGCCUGGUGGGUCCGCUGCUCACCUGGCAGGACCGGCCGUCCGGCCAGCGGCUGCUGAGGUACCUGGCCAACCCCCUCAGCUCCGAGCACUGGACACAGCAGCGCCGGCGCCGCAGCAGUGAUCAGCUCGAAACACACAGCCCAGAACCAUCACCAGCCGAGACAAGCACUACUGAGACAUCGUCAGCCGAGACAAGCGCUACUGAGGCAUCGUCAGUUGGCACAACCUCCACUGAACCAUUGCCAGCUGAGACAAGCGCUACUAAACCUUCGCCAGCUGAGAUAAGCUCUACUGAGCCAUCCCUUGCGCCUACCAGCUCCACUGAGCCAUCUAUUGCUCCCACUACCUCUCCUGAGCCAUCUAUUGCUCCCACUACCUCUUCUGAGCCAUCCAUAGCUCCCACUGAGUCCUCCGUGGCUCCCACUGAGUCAUCCUUCGCUCCCACCGCCUCCACUGAGCCCUCGUUAGCUCCCGCUGAGCCAUCCAUGGAUCCCACCAUCUCAAAUGAGCCAUCCCUGGCACCAACUACUCCCACUGAGCCCUCCCCGGAUCCCACUGAGCCUUCUCUGGCUCCCACCGAUCCACCUCCAGCUCCCACUGAGUCCUCCGUGGCUCCCACUGAGUCCUCCGUGGCUCCCACUGAGCCACCCCUGGCUCCCACUGAGUCCUCCGUGGCUCCCACUGAGUCCUCCGUGGCUCCCACUGAGCCACCCCUGGCUCCCACUGAGUCCUCCGUGGCUCCCACUGAGCCAUCCUUGGCUCCCACCUCCCCCGCUAAGCCACCUCUGGUUCCCACUAUCUCUACUGAGCCAUUCCUUGCUCCCACCAUCGCUGAAACAUCCCUGGCUCCAAGUACUUCUACUGAACCACCUCUGGCUCCCACCAUCGCUACUGAGCCACCCUUCGCUCCCACCGCCUCCACUGAGCCCUCGUUAGCUCCCACUGAGCCACCCCUUGCUCCCAAUGAGCCACCCUCCCUGGCCCCCACCGAGCCACCCCCAGCUCCCACCGCCUCCACUGAUCCCGACUCGCUGCAGUCGGAGGUGGUGGAGGCGUCCGGACCGGCCGGCCCACCUCCCGCGGCCCGCUGCGGCGUCACCUCUGACCAGCCGACUCGGAUAGUCGGCGGCGCGCCGGCCGCCCCCGACCGCUGGCCCUGGAUGGCCGCCCUGGUGGUGCGCGUACCCUGGUACGGCUCAUGGGUCAACUGCGGAGGGGCGCUCAUCAGCGGACGGCACGUGCUCACCGCCGCGCACUGUCUGUACAGCAUCACCCGUCCGUCGUCUCUCCGCUCCCUGGUGGUGCGUCUGGGAGAGUACCGUCUCUACACGGCGGCGGACGGGCCCCACCUGGACCUAACACCAAUCUCCAUCACCAUCCAUCCCGCCUACGAGCACUACAGCCAGCGCUUCGACUUUGGCAUCGUGACGCUGCCGUACGACGUCACGGUGCACACGGCGGCGAACAGCGGUCUGGCGGAGGACCUGCUGCCCAUCUGCCUGCCGACAGCUGGCGAGCAGUUCGUCGGACAGAACGGCACCAUUCUAGGCUGGGGGAACCUCUACGAGUCUGGCUACCAGAGCUCGAUUCUACACGAGGUGACGGUGCCCAUCUGGAACCAGACCGCCUGCCAGCACGCCUACAGGGAGGACUCCUGGGGAGUCGGACCGGACGCCUUCUGCGCCGGACUCCCCCACGGAGGCAAGGACUCGUGCCAGGGAGACAGCGGCGGUCCGCUGAUGGUCCGCGCUGGUCCGGACCAGCUCUGGACCGUGGCCGGCCUGGUCAGCUGGGGAGAAGGCUGCGCCCGGCCCGAGUUCCCCGGAGUCUACUCGAACGUGGCCGCCGCCCGCGACUGGAUCGACUCGGUGCUGGAGCACCACGAGUGAGCGCGACUCGUGACGGUCGCCGUGACUCGUGAUGGUGGUCGUUACUCGUGAAUCACGUCCCGGACACCCGUGUGAUGGUUGUCAGUGUUUCGUGAGUCACGGCAGCCGCUGGUGUAUAGGAAGGCAGCGACUCUCUGAAUCGGUCUCUCAACGGUCGUUUAUAUGCGGGUGCGGUAUCCACCAGGGCAUCAAACUACACUCACAGUGAACGGUGGAAAACGCGGGACAAGCCGGAGGAAUGGGACGGAGUGGCGGCCGAGUCUGCUCACCUGUCGUCGCCGGUAAUCUCCAGCAGGUGGAGAGUGGAUGACGUCACCACCAGGACACACUCCUGCUGCUGGUACUGCGGCUCCAGCGCGCACGUCACCUGCCAAACGGGAGAGCCGCAGUGUAACAGCCAGAGGUGUUCGAUCGUGGGAAUACAAAUAAAUGGGAACCU